This is a messenger RNA of Cryphonectria parasitica EP155, 438 nucleotides long. RefSeq lists its product as uncharacterized. The record is from RefSeq and is a predicted model, not a curated record. The transcript has 2 exons. Lineage: Eukaryota; Fungi; Ascomycota; Sordariomycetes; Diaporthales; Cryphonectriaceae. The coding region runs from base 1 to 438 and encodes 145 amino acids.
AUGGCCCUCGUGCUGUACCUCACAAAUACACCAUCACCCACCUUUCUUGACGCGAGCCUUCCCACGAUGAAGAAGGCGCAGAGUUCCUGGCACAAGGGGGCGGGUGAUGAAGAGACGUGGCAAGGCUGGCAGCAAGGCCACACAAGCAUUGCCAACAGACCCAGCACUGUUAGCUUUCCUAGAACGGCAGGAGCAACAGAUUGCAUUGAUGGCAGCACAGAUAGAUCGGCUGGAACAAGCAGCACCAAGGCUUCAGACGAUGAGGGCAUCGCUAGCACCUUUGAUGAACCCUCCGAUGGCACCGCCGGUGGCACCGGCAUCGCGAGCAUCGUGGGCCCCGGUGGCCCCGGUGGCACGCCAGCAAUAUCAGUGGCAGCCAGCAUGGCAGCCUCCGCCUGGCACUCCUCCAGGCUCACAGCCUCGCGAUGGUUCUCAUAG